GAGUAGAUCACCUCUCAUCUCAACUUCAAGAAUUACGCGGUUUGGGAGUUCCAGUUUCGCACUCUGAUCGAAGGGAAGGAUCUCCUCAGUUGGCUUGACAGCACCGUAGCUCGACCGAUGACUCCUCCUCUGACAGCAUAGGAGGUCAUGCAAUGGACAGUCAAUUAUGCUAAGGUCAGGACAAUGCUUCUGAAUUCUGUUGAUGGUUCGAUAAUUCUAGGGCUUCGGACGCUACCUACGGCUGCAGCUAUUGGAAGUAUCUUGUCGACACGUAUCAGACGACGACUUAUUCUCGUCAAUAUGAGAUUGAGGUCGAGUUGGUCUCCCUUAUCAAGGCAUUAUGGAUGUGAUGUCUUAUUAUAAUGCCGCAUGCAAUCUCUAGACUGAACAAGACCUUGUCAUCGCCUCGCUUCUCACUACAGCAGGUUCGACGGAGGUUUGGGCGGAGCGGGGAAGAUGCAAUUGAUGUAGUUCCUUAUGUGCCUCAAUAAGGACUAUGGACCGAUUCGAGCUUCCUUGUUGAAUCGGGAGAAUCUCUGGAUUGAGGGUGUUAUUGCCUACUUGAUUCAGGAGGAAACACGUCUUCGGACGUAGGCUGUCUUGGAUGUCCAUCCUGGUUCAGGCGAGGGUGCGGCGGUGUUCAAUGCCGCUCCCAAGCAUCAACUCUCAUUGGAGUCAGCAAGUGGUGGUGGGAGUAGGAGAGGCUCCCGUAAUGUGGCAGCCUAGCAGGAUGACGUCGCGUUUGCUGCGUAUCCAGCAUUGCUUUAGCGACGUGCUAACCCUACCGAUGUUGAAUGUUUUCAUUAUAGGGAAAAGGGUCACACAAAGAAAUAUUGUAGGAAAUGUAAUCUAUGUUUCUACUGUAAAAAUAACUGGCGUAUCAUUCCCGACAGCCCGACGCUUGAGGGGCACAAUCGUAAAGCUGGUGGUCGUGGAGGUAGCUUCCCCGCUUCCCGUCCGGUGUAUGCUACACAACCAGCACUGCCACCUGCCGGGUCGUAAAAUCUAGUGGUGCUUCUUUCCUGGAUACUUGAUUCUGUCUAUUUUAAUCAUAUGACUGGUGAUGCUUCUGCACUUACGGGUCUUCAUUUUGUUGAUAAUUUGUCAUUACAAGUUGCUAAUGGGGAGAGGUUGCACGUUUCUAGCAUGGGUUUUGUUCAUGACUUGAAUGUUGUUUUGCCAACCACAUAUCACGUGCCUAAAUUGGUUUCGAGUUUGGUUUUUAUGGGUCAACUUACUCACCAGGAUUAUCGUUUUACGUUUGCACCAUCUGGUUGUAUUUUUCAGGAUUAGAACACUGGGAGGGAGAUCGGGCAGGGUAGCAUCAAGGGAUGACUCUUUUAUCUCGAUCAGCUUCGUCCGCCAUCAUCAUCAUUAUCGAGUUCCAUGUUCCCUGUUUUUCGAGUCUUCUUGAUCAAACUUUUAAGUUAUGACAUGCUCGGUUAGGUCAUCCAAACUAUAAUCGUCUUACGACCAUGUUAAACAAUAGUUAUUUGGCAAUAAUACAUCGACCUAGUUUUCGUCGGAUUUUUCAUGUACCAGUUGCAUUGAAGCUAAGACUACACAUAUUUCUUUUCCGUCUAGUCUUACUGUGAUUUGUGAGUUAUUUCAUCUGAUACAUACAGAUAUUUGGGGCCUAGCUCUGCCACUUCAUGGAUGGGCUACAAGUAUUUUGCCUUGUUCAUAGAUCAUGCUACGAGGUACACCUGGGUUUACUUCCUUCGACUAAAGUCUGACAUGUUAUCUGUUGCCACCGAAUUUCUUGUCAUGAUCAAAACACAGUUUGAUAGGAUAGUUCGUGUAGUCCGCUCUGAUCCUAGGGGUGAGUUUAGCUCUGGUCCCUUGUUAAGUCUCUAUAAGUCCCUUGGCAUUCUAUCACAAAAAUCUUGUCCUGACGUCUCUCACCAAAAUGGUUUGGUAGAGCGGAAAAAUUGUCAUGUUUUGGAGGUUACUCGAGCCCUUUUACUUUCCUCUUGUGUUCCUUCUUCGUUCUGGCCCAAAACUGUUGCUAUUGCUGCAAAUUACUUGUGUCCUUGGUCAAACUAGCCCCUAUUCCAAUCUUUUCCAUAAACCUCCACCAUAUUCCCGUCUUCGUGUCUUCGGUUGUAUCUGUUUUGUCCUCCUCUCUCAUUCUGAGUGUACUAAGUUGACCUCGAAAACUGCUCGGUGUUCUUUUCUUGGGUUAUAGUGACAUUCACAAUGGCUAUCUAUGUUAUGAUCCUAAGCUUUGUCGUGUUCGCAUUGCAUGUCAUGUAGUCUUCCUUGAAAAUUUGAUGUUCCAUUCGUCUCCUUUCGUGUAAGAUCCACCUCUCUUUGAUAUGUCACUUGCCCCUCCUACCUUUGCCAAAGAUGAUGAUGAUGGCUUCCUAGAACCUCUGGAUAACUUGUUACUACCAGACUCUCCUCCUGCAACUCACGAAUUAUCCGGUUCUUCAUCCUCUUCAGAUGAGUCCCCGUCACCCUCUCCUCCAACAGUGGUUCCGCGUCAUUCUCUUCGUGCUACCCGCGACUUCCCUCUAGUUUGCCAUCAAUACUACUUAGUCUACAAUGUGGAUCUGAUUCCCAUACCCACCCUGAUUCUCACAGGCGAAGGGGAAUCCAUAUUGGGAUCGUGCUAUGGACGAGGAAUUUAACGACUUCAUGCGAAUGAGACUUGAGAUUUGGUACCUCGGCUGCAAGCUAUGGUCCCAGUGAUAGGGUCCCACUGGGUUAAUAAUAUAAAGUUUCUCCUGGAUGGUUCUCUCAAGCGCUAUAAGGCUCGCGUUGUCGCCUAUGGAUUAUUUCAGGAUUAUGGUAUUGAUUUUGAAGAAACUUUUGACCCCAUGGCAAAAAUGGUUACUGUUUGAUCUCCAUUGGUGGUGGCUUCCAUUCGACGUUGGCCCUUUUUCAAUUCGGCGUCAAGAAUGACUUCUUGUAUGGCAAGUAGAAAAAGACUGUUUACAUGGAGCGUCCACCUAGCUACACUAGAGGUACUCCUGAUCAGGUUUGUUUACUCCAUCGAUGUCUAUAUGGUUUGAAGCAAGAUCCUCAUGCAUGGUUCGACAAGUUUCAUUCCACGAUUUUGGCUCUCGGCUUUCAGCAGAGUCUUAACGACCUAUCCUUAUUCACUCGUUGCACUGCUUCCAGGAUGGUCAUGCUGCUCUUAUAUGUUGACGACAUGAUCGAAACGGGAGAUGACUCCGAGGGGAUACAGGCCCUCACGGCAGCCCUUCAUACUUCGUUCAACUUGAAGGAGCUUGGACAUGUUUCUUAUUUCUUGGGAAUAAAGGUUCGACAGUUUCCAAAUGGUAUCUUGCUUAGUCAAAGUAAAUACAUUGAUGAUCUUUUGGAGACAGUCCAGUUUGAAGAUUGUCAUCUUGUUUCUACACCAAUGGAGCUUCAUCUCAAGCUCGGCAGGGAGGCCGGUGAGUUGUUAACCGACAGUAGUAAGCAUUAGAAGAGUGUUUUGGGAGCCUGAGCUACUUGACUUCUACUCGUCCGGAUAUUGGAUAUGUUGUUGAGAUCAUCAGCUAGUUUAUGUAUGCACCACGUACAUAUCAUUUUGCCAUAGUUCGUUGAAUUUUGCGAUACGUGCAGGGUACGAAGGGGGUCGGCGUGUUCCUCCCUAGCUUCAUCUUGCUCCUUAGAGCUUCAGGAUUUUUCCGACUCCGAUAUGCUAGUUGUGUUGAAUUGUUGAUACCCGGCGUUCUACGACAGGGUGGUGUGUUUGCCUUGGGAAUUGUUUUAUUUCCUAGCGUUGUAAGAAGCAAGAUUGGGUGUCGAACUCUUCCACACAAUCUGAGUAUAGGGCCAUGUCUGAUAUCUCAUCGGAGCUUGUCUGGUUGCGAUGACUACUUGGCAAUCUUGGGGUUGAUUGUGACAUCCCUUUCCAACUCUAUGUUUAUACCACGAGUGUUAUACAGAUCACGACGAACCCGGUGCUUCAUGAUCGUCUGAAGCAUAUUGAGGUCCAUCUUCAUUACAUACGAGACUUGGUUCGGGAUGGGAUCCUUCGCCUAUUCCAUGUUACUUCUGAGGACCAAAUUGAUGAUUUAUUGACCAAGUCCUUAACGGCCAGUUGUCAUUACUAUUUAUCUCGCAAAUUGGUGAUGAGGGAUCCUAAUCAAUUUGGGGGAGGUUGUUGAGUUAUAUGUCAUUGGGCUUCUGCCCAUUGUCCAAAAUGUGUGCAUGAUAGGGUUGGUCGUGUAUGGAGAGUAGCCAGGGUUCGUCUCGUCCUAUAUAUAUACAUGUAACCAAAACUAUUGCGAUUAAGCUGAAUAAGAUACAACAAUAGGUUUGGCCGUGGACUAGUCUCGUUCAUACUGAACGGGGAAACCACGUAACUCCCUGUGUUGAUUUACAUUUUUGUUUUGAUAAUCCGUUACGAUUAACACUUUGUGCACCACUUAAUUAAAUAUUUUCCUAUAGAAUUGUUUUGUUUUAAUAAUAUCGAGUGGUUAAAGUCAUUAGAGAUAUAACUAACAUGAUGCAUAUAAGUAUGAUCUUAAAUAUUCAUGUCUGUUAUAAUUACGAAUAAUGAGUAUAGAAAGUGAAUCCAAACCUGUUAAUUGAAUUAUGCAUAGUCCAUAUUACAUUGCGUUGUCGAAUAUGUGACGCGGUUUGGACCGCACCAAAUCGGUUAUCUAAGCAGUUCAGUUUGACCGCACCGACUAUAUUGCGGUCUCUUAUGAGGUGCGGUCUAACUAUCAUGAGGUGCGGUGCGGUUUGUGUCAAUGUGGUGUGGUACAAUUCGAACCGCACCAACGCACACCUCUACCUGCCCUGGCCCGCGCCACUUGAUAAAUUAUCCAACCUGCUGCGGAGCGGGUUUGGGUAUUGUGAUAACCAACUUGCCUAGGGGUCGACAUCCGGUUCGGUUUCGACUCUCCGAACCGACCCAAACCGAAUUUGCUACUAUUCGGAUCAGAAUUCGGAUAUAAAAAUAUCUUAAUUCGGAAUACAGGACUGUGUCAACC
Messenger RNA from Linum trigynum, 4955 nucleotides. The record is from the annotation of a GenBank genome assembly. Lineage: Eukaryota; Viridiplantae; Streptophyta; Magnoliopsida; Malpighiales; Linaceae.